CUGUAGCUGGCGUCGUCGGUCGCUUGCGUUUAGCUGUGUUUUAAAAUUAAAAAAUGGACAUUUUUACAUUUAUAUGAGAACAUUUAUCAUACACACCUCGCUCGGAUUUGUCUGUGUUUAGACGUGCCUGAGUUCUAUUGCGUUAAAAAAAGGACGAUGGGGUGUGCAAAAUCAAAAGAGGAGCAUGCGUCUGGCAAUGAGAAGAUCAUGAAAACAGAUUCAGUACGUAAAUCCCAACAAGCUCAUUAUGUGAAAGAUCCCACAUCUGGUAUUAAGACUAACAGAAACAGCUCAUCAAAUCUGCCAUGUACAACAGAUGGUUCUGAAGAGGUGGUCAUCGCGCUAUACGACUAUGAAGGCAUACAUGACGGGGACCUAAGUUUUAAGAAGGGAGAGAAAUUAAAAGUCUUACAAAAGUCGGGUGAAUGGUGGAGUGCCAAGUCUAUGAGCACCGGGCAGGAGGGCUACAUUCCCAGUAACUAUUGUGCCAAGGUCAACUCACUGGAGAGCGAGGAAUGGUUCUUUAAAGGUGUUAGCCGUAAAGACGCUGAAAGACAGCUUCUUGCACCUGGAAAUAAAACCGGUUCCUUCAUGAUCCGAGACAGCGAGACAACCAAAGGAAGCUAUUCACUGUCAGUCAGAGACAGUGACACCCAGUCUGGGGACACGGUGAAGCAUUACAAGAUCCGAACACUGGAUAAUGGAGGCUUUUACAUCUCCCCGAGAAUCACAUUCCUCACCUUGCAGGAACUCAUCAACCACUACAAGAGACAGGGGGAUGGUCUGUGUCAGGCCCUGACGGUGGCGUGUAUCAACCUGAAACCUCAGAAGCCAUGGGAGAAGGAUGCUUGGGAGAUCCCGAGGGAGUCUCUGAAGCUGGAGAAGAGGCUGGGGGCAGGCCAGUUUGGGGAGGUGUGGAUGGCCACGUACAACAAGCACACGAAGGUAGCAGUGAAGACGAUGAAGCCAGGGACCAUGUCAGUGGAGGCGUUCCUAGACGAGGCGAACCUGAUGAAGAUGCUGCAGCAUGACAAGCUGGUGAAACUCAACGCUGUAGUCACUAAGGAGGAGCCUAUCUACAUCAUCACUGAGUUCAUGGAGAAAGGCAGUUUGCUAGAUUUCCUGAAAAGUGACGAGGGAAACCGGGUGCAGCUCCCUAAACUGAUUGAUUUCUCUGCCCAGAUUGCAGAGGGGAUGGCUUAUAUUGAGCAGAAGAACUACAUCCAUCGGGAUCUGAGAGCUGCCAAUAUUCUGGUGUCCAAGUCUCUAGUCUGCAAGAUCGCCGACUUCGGGCUGGCCCGAAUCAUCGAAGACAACGAGUACACGGCCAGAGAAGGUGCAAAGUUUCCUAUCAAAUGGACAGCUCCUGAAGCCAUUAACUAUGGCUCUUUCACGAUCAAAUCUGAUGUCUGGUCCUUUGGCAUCCUCCUAACAGAAAUCAUCACGUAUGGACGCACUCCUUAUCCAGGGAUGUCAAACCCGGAGGUGAUCCGGUCCCUGGAGCGCGGGUACCGCAUGCCACGGCCAGAAGCCUGCCCAGAGGAGCUCUAUGAGAUCAUGCUCAAGUGCUGGAAGAACAGACCUGAAGACCGGCCCACCUUCGAAUACCAGCAGAGUGUGCUGGAGGACUUCUACACUGCCACUGAGAGCCAGUACCAGCAGCAGCCUUGAACGGGAGAGCAGGACACCGAAUUGAAAGGAAUACUUACUGGUGGAAGGGGAGGGCUACAGUAACUAACUGAUAACUCCAUCACACAGUGUGCGCCACUUUCUAAUAAGACAGAUUCAAUACAAAUAAAAUAAAAUGUGCAAGUCGAAGGUUCAUAGCUUUAUUAAGUGAUUUUUUUUAUUUUUUUUUUUUACAAAUAUUUAUUCUUUGUUAGUUUUAUUGAAAAUCAUUUGUUGUAGACUAUUGCUAAAAAUGACUAACAAUAUUUGAUCCCUGAAUAUAUUAGAUAAAGGGCCUAACUGGAAAAACAAGUUAACUGAAGGGAUGUUUUGUGCAGGUUUAUUUUUUUUUUUUUUUAUUAUUAUUCUGCUUAGAAAAAGAUCGUGGCACAAACUUUGCACUGGAGAAAGGUUAAUCAAGCACUUCUGUUUCUUGUUUCUUGUCUGAGAUAAAAAAUUAUUUUUUUUUUAAAAAUUUAAAAUUAAAUCAGUCAAACAUAAACACUGACAAGUAACCCAUCAAAAGAUACAGGGUUUGAUCCCCAAAGCCGAUUGCUCCAAAUCAUCAUAAGCACUAUUUUUCAGAAAGAAAAUUUGCCUCUGAUAAAGUUAACAAUCCAUUUGUUAUAGUGCUGUGAUUGCUGUUUUUGCCUUGCAGACAAAAUGUGUGCUUAUGGAAAUUUGCAGCAUGUAGCUUUGAGAAGUUAGCCCAUAGUUGUUUAAUAUAUUUUUCUUUUACUUAUGAGGUGCACAGUUAAACCUGGCUACAAACCCGCAUUCAAACUCCUUAAGCACUAAUCCUCUCAGGGAAAGACUUAAGUGUGUGUGUGUGUGUGUGUGUGUGUGUGUGUGUGUGUGUGUGUGUGUGUGUGUGUGUGAGAGAGAGAGAGAGAGAGAGAGAGAGAGAGAGAGAGAGAGAGAGAGAGAGAGAGAGAGAGGUGUCAUAUCACAGUGCCAGCAGAUCUCAGUUUUUACUAUGAAUGAAAAUUCUGAGUUUAGGGGGAUUAUUGGAAUAGAUUUAUUGAGUCGCUUCUGAAAAGUGAAAACAUAAAUACUGAAUCUUGGCGCUAGAGCAAACAUUUAGUAAAGCUGUUCCGUUUGUGCUUCGCUUAAAGACAGCUCUGUAAAUAUCUGUCUCAGUUCAAAUGUGCGUAUUUAUUCAUUUCAAGUAAUUUUACCAGGACAGCUCCCUGCAGAUUCAAUUCGGUACAGUGAUAUCGGAAUUGUCCAGCUUGGGGAUACACCAAGCUUUGUUUUAAUUUUACCUGCAGAAGAAACAUAAUGUCAAGGGAAUUAAUUCAAUUUUUUAGUUUCCAUUUUGAAUGUUAUUGUAGCUCAUGUUUUCAGCAUUCUUAAAUGGCAGCUGGUUACUGACCUAUUUGCUGGUAUGUGUAUUAAGGGCUAGGUUGUAGGAAUGUGACUAAAUCUGUGUACCCUUUUGUUCCUAAGUAUGGCCUAUAUUAGGCCAAGGUGCUUCUUUGAGUUGUGGAUUAAGAGAACUGAGCCAGGCUUGGGUACCUGAGUUAAAACCUCUCUUUUACAUGAUGUCAGUGAUGAUGUCACAUCUCGUUGCUGGUCUCUUGGUCUAAGCCAGAUCCCUCAUGGUUGAAAGCCAUGGGGAUGGCUUUCUUCAUUUGUCAUAACAUCCAUUAGCCACCGGGGGGAGUCCACCACACACGAGAAAGUCUUGGUAACAGGAAAAUUAGGAUUGCCAAUCAUCAUAUAAUACUAUAUAGUGUGUGGUCCUUAUACAUAAAUAAUGCCAAAUGAAGAUUUUUACAUUUUACGCAGAUUCCUUUUGAAGAAAGUUACUGUGCACCUCUAUCUCUGUAUUAUUGUUAUAGUUAUUGUUAUUGUUAUUAUUAUUGUUAUAAUUGUUAUACAUACAUUAAUUGAAAAGACCUUGCACCCUGUUGCUCUUGACUCCUACAGUGGUGUUACUCUUCAACUCUAGAGGUUCUUUAAGCAAACUAAUACUGUUCUGUGCAGGUAUUGCAGCCUGUUCUUUCCUGCAGUUAUAAUUAGGCUAUUGGACACAGAGCUGCAAUAUUUUGCUGCAAAGCGUGCAGUGAUAUUUUUCUUUUUUAUUAUUAUUUAUUCAUUCUAUUUGACAGAUUAUACUACUGUACUAGGUUUGGUGACAUUUUAAACCCUUCCCAUAGCCAAUAGGAGGUACCAUGGACAGCCAGGACAGAUACUUCACAUAUAGCAACAAAUGCCACUGAGAUUGUCAGUCUUACCCCCUCUUUUACCUUUUAUGAUGACUCCAAGAGCUGUGUUCUGCGGCUCAGACACCUGGAUUUGUAUUAUUUUUCUGUUGCUCAGUCCAGCUGGCUGCUGUCUUGCUUGCUUUCUUUGGUUCACGUGUUGUUGAGAAUUCUCGUGAUAGUAAUAUCAAGUCAUAUCAGGAAUGCAGGCAGCUCAAAUCAAAUUGAGCUGCAGAUUGGCAAUAUAAAAUCUGGGGCAAAGCCAAUGUCAUUACAAUCUACUAGCCUGUACUCUUCAUGUCUGCUCCUGUGCCGUUUGAUAAAUCUGUAUUUUAGUUUCCUUUUUAUGUCACAUUUUGGAAUAAGCCAUUAGUUAAAUAUCGAAAGAGAAAAAUUAGCAUGCCCUCCACCUGAAAAAAGGGCCCAUGGCCAAAACAUAAUGUUGAGGACCACUGGCGUAAAGUCAUCACUUAGGAGACUUUUGAAUCAAAAAUUGAGCAUCACGGGAUGUGAUAAUACAGGAAAAUGCAUCUUUAAAUAUUAAAUAAUUUAUGCCUAUUCCAUAGCAAACUAAUAAGUCAAGUGAAAGCUGAACAGUGAUGUAGUGUUUGCUACACACACACACACACACACACACACACACACACACACACACACACA
Molecule: messenger RNA, 4535 nt
Organism: Polyodon spathula (Mississippi paddlefish)
Lineage: Eukaryota; Metazoa; Chordata; Actinopteri; Acipenseriformes; Polyodontidae
Product: tyrosine-protein kinase HCK-like
Exons: 13
Coding region: 157-1671 (504 amino acids)
Biological process (GO): protein phosphorylation; cell differentiation; cell surface receptor protein tyrosine kinase signaling pathway
Cellular component (GO): extrinsic component of cytoplasmic side of plasma membrane
Molecular function (GO): non-membrane spanning protein tyrosine kinase activity; ATP binding; signaling receptor binding
Source: RefSeq, a predicted model, not a curated record